AACCCCCAGAAAAAACGAUGGGGUUGGGGUGUAAAAUGAUUUCCUUGGAACCACCAAUCUUGUGCCGUCUCCCUCCCACAACACCAACUUCAUUUAGAACAAAAACCAUUGUCUUCUCUUCUUAUGCACCAGACAAAGGUGGAGGAGCUGUUUCCACUGGGUUGCCAAAGGCCCAUACUUACACUGCUAGCUUCAAGACCCUGGGAGCUUGCAAGCUUGGAAUUUCCUGGUAUCCCGACUUCGAGUACAAUGCCCAAGGAGGAACAGGGGCCGGGACCGGUUCAAAGGUCGCCGAUGACGCCAAUGAACUCUCAGUUGAUUUCGACAUUGAAACACUCUACAUUCCACCACUGACAAGCUCAACAACCAAGUUCCUCGGAUUGCCAUUGCCGACGUUUUUGAAAAUCGACAUUGUUCCUCAACUGUUUCAAGGGAAUAUCAACCAGGAAUCCGGCAAGGUUGACCUGGAAUUCUUGGCCAAAUUCUGCUUUUCCGUUGGGAGUGUUUAUAAAGCGCCGGCGUUGCUGGUGAAGACUGUUUUAACGUCCGAUGAAUCGAAAGGGAAGAUUAGAGGUGGGAGAGGAGAGAGGUUGGAUGAAGAAGGGAAUUGCAAAUUGGUUGGGGUGGCAUUUGUUGAGCCUAUUCAUGAUUUCUUCAUGGAUUCCUUCCUCACUUGACCUACUGAAUGCCUUGCCAAGCUCAAUGCUGUUAUCACAUUAUCUAAUUCCUGUUGAAACCAUGCGAAUUUCAUACCAGAAGAACAAUACGUUGUUGCAGUUUGUUGUUUAUGCA
Hibiscus syriacus is the source of this 792-nucleotide messenger RNA. RefSeq lists its product as uncharacterized. The coding region runs from base 18 to 677 and encodes 219 amino acids. The record is from RefSeq and is a predicted model, not a curated record. Lineage: Eukaryota; Viridiplantae; Streptophyta; Magnoliopsida; Malvales; Malvaceae. The transcript has 2 exons.